Molecule: messenger RNA, 4588 nt
Organism: Chlamydomonas reinhardtii
Lineage: Eukaryota; Viridiplantae; Chlorophyta; Chlorophyceae; Chlamydomonadales; Chlamydomonadaceae
Exons: 9
Coding region: 589-3234 (881 amino acids)
Source: RefSeq, a predicted model, not a curated record
UUCGGAGCACUUGUGGACAACUGUGACCACUGACGCAGAAGACAAUGAGCCACGGCUCUAAGUUUGACAAGAGUAAAUACACUGGCAUGUUGGCCAUGAAAACACAAGGAUGCCCGCAAGGAGGAGGAGGAAGUGGCGCGUGGGUGGUCCGCACUCAUUCAUCGGACAAUCAUCCGAGACAAGCUGGAGACUUGUCAACUGUGACGUCACCAAAGGAUCAAACCGCGCACCUUGGCAAAUGCAACAAAACAACCCCAAAGCGGCUGUAACGAACAGGUGUUGCUUGCCUGCGAAGAGCUGCAAGGGAUACGGGCCAAAACUUGCUUGCUUGUUGCUUCAGCUCCCGUUCGGCGCAGCGCCCGGGCCCCGGGAGCGGCGCUAAAGCACUAUUGCGAGACAAAAUAGAUAGCAGAUUGAUAAGGCCACCAAUGACCAUGCAAAUUGGCCCAACGCUGGCCUAAUCGCGCACAGAGUUUUCUCCGCUUCAAGCUGGUGACCACACCCAGCCCAUGGGUCUCCUGAGAAUAUAGUUUCAGGUGUGCGCUUGAUUAACUGGACAGAGCCAACACGGAUUCCUUCAAGACCUGGAUGGAGGCGCCGCUACGCAAACGCGGGCGGUCGGAUGCCGCUGCGACGUCGUGGACGCCCGGGGAGCCCAACCCAGCCAACGAGCAGCCCACCUUCAAACCCCCCGCUGCCCUCGGCGCACCAGCCAUAGCUGAGUACAAGAGCGGCCAGUUGAUAGUGAAGCUGAGUGGCAAAGCCUCGCCACGGCUGCCCAAGGGAGUGUGGGACACGCUUGUGGGCUUGCUGGGGGAUGGGAAGGACCAAGAUGGUGGCCACGCGGCAGUGCCCCGCACAGCCUGGCGCUUCAGCAGCAGCAGGGGCAUCGAAUCAGCCGCGUUCCCCGUCGCCACCGGCGCAGCAGAAGCAGGCGCUCAGCUGGGUGGGACAGGCGCGGCGCCAUCACAGCAGCAACAGCAGCAGCAGGCACCGGCGCCGCGUGUCCCCAGUCUGUACCUCGCCGUCAGCCUGGAUGGCAGGGCUCCAGUGCCGGUGGACGGCAAUGCGGUUGAUGAGGGUGAGAAGCGGAGGCAGCACUUGUGGCUGAAGCAGCUGCGCGUGGCGCUAGCCGCCGUGGUGCCAGACAUCGCGGAGGCGCUAUCACGUGUCACGCUGCACGCGUGCUCCGUCUACACACCAGCGCCUGGGCAGGUGCUGCUGCUGCUUGACGUGUCGACUUGGACCAAGGAGCCCUCCGCGGCACCUGGCAAUGAGGAGGACGCGGAUGAGGGCGAGCAGCCUGAGGCGGCGCACCCAUCACAGAAGAAGCAGGCACGUGUCGCUGCAUCUCCACGCAGUACACCACAUGGUGUAGGCGCCGCCAAACGUGCUACUGCCGUUGGUCCCAAGCCUAAGCAGCAGCAGCAGCCGCUCCACAGGCCGGUGCACCAAGUGCUGCCGGCCUUUGAGCUGCCACCGCUGUGCAAGAAGCAGCGGACGAACCAGGGCGCGACAGUGCGGCUGAACCGUGAAUACCAGUUUGGCUUCGCGACCCACUUUGUGAAGAAACUUUUGGCUGCGAAAGUGCGGGGCUUUCACCUACCUCCUACCUCGGCACCAAGCGGCAGUGUCGUGGUCAAUGUCGCCAUGACGCACACCUGGGCUUUCUCGCCUAACGGCGAGGAGGUGGUGUUCAACGGCAAGGAGGCGGCGGAGGAGGAGGAGAGCGAGCAGGACGGGGAGGAGGCCGAGGAGGAGGUGGAAGAAGACGAGGCCGGGGAGGGGCAGGAGAAGGAGGGGGGGGAGGGCGAUGACGAUGAUGAGGGCGAAGAGGAGGAGGAAGGGGAGGACAACGAGGGGGAGGACGACGACGAAGAGGUGGUGGAUAAUGACGGCGACAUGGACUGGGAGCAGGAGGAGGAGGGCGAUGAUGACGACGCGGAUGCGGCGGCAGGCAUGGCGCAGCGACAGCGACAGCAAUACCACCGCGACGCACGGCACGGUCAGGGCCAUGGCGCUGCCGCCAUGGCUACGGGCGGGGGCAGUGGCACGCCCCACGGCGGCCGCAGCACCCCAGCAACAAAGCCUUGGCGGCCACGGCUGCUGGUCGCAAUCAGCCUUGACGGCGGUCCCCUCAUCCCCAUGAACGCGACCAUCACGCUGUACCACAGAAACAAGCACAAGUUGGUGCUGCGAAAGCUGCGGGAGGUCAUGGGCGGGCUUGGCGUGACGGACCGCAGCAGCAUCAUGCACGACCUCACGCUGUACCGCACCCGGCCGCAAGGACACUUGCUGCUUGUUGCAGACAUCUCCCGCCUUGAACCUGUGGCCGAGCCUGAAGCUGCUGCCGCUCCUGCUGCCGGGGCGGCAGCGGCGCCCCUGAGCGAUAGCGAAGGUGGCGGCCGCAGGCGAGCAAUGGCGGGGUCAGGCGCUGGCGGCUCAGGGGCUGUGCAAAGGCUGAAGCUGCGCGUGGGAGGCAGCGCUGGUGCCGCUGCAGGUGCCGCGGCUGCAGCAGGCGCGGCGGGAGUGCCUCGCACUAGAGCUGCUGCGGACCGAAACCGCAGUGGUGUGGGCCUGCGUGAUGGGGACGGCGAGCAAGAGGUGUACGAGCGGGGGGCUGGCGCGGCUGACGAGCCGGGGGAGGACCAGCGGCCGCCACAGCGCCACAGGCAGCCGCAGGCGACCCCAGGUCGAGGCGGUGCUGGUGGAGUACCCUCCCAGGUCCCGAAUGGGCAGCCGCACGUCGCUGGCGGUGGCCAGGGCAGCGGCACGGCGCCAUCACCGGCCCCGCGCAUAGUGCGCACACCGGCGCCCGCAGCGGCCGCCGCUGCUGCAGCACCUGCGGCCGCACCAGCACGUGGCGCUUUGUCACCGCACCACGGCGGUGGCUUCAAUGGCGGCCUGCCCUACACGCAGGGUCCUGCGGGGGCCGCUGGUGCACAUGCUGCUGAUGCAAGCGGGGGCGGCGGAGACACAGGGGUGAAGAAGGCCGUGUCAGUGCUGAUGAAGGAGGUAGAUGCUGUGUGCUUGGAGAAUGCAUCAUUGCACGCAGAGAAUGAGAGUCUGAAGGCAGAGGUGCGGCAGCUGCGGCUGGAGCUGGCGGUGGAGAAGGCUGCACGCAAGGAGGCCGAGGACAAGCAGAAGGCGAGCCAGGAACUACUGGAGAAUAUGAAGGCGAAUAUGAAGGCGAUGUUUGAACAGCUGAACCUGGCUGAAGGCACACUUGGCUAGGCCGCCUAGAUCUUAGCUGCACAGCCCUUAUUUCUAGGCCUCCACCGCCACCAUGGCAUUAUCAAGACAGUAAGGCGCAGCUUUGCAUUGGAUGGUGUAGUAAGGUUGUUGUUGUGGUCACAGCGUUGCUGCUGUGUGUGUGUGCGUGGGGGGGGGAGGAGUGUGUCAUGGAGAACAGAGUGACGAAAUCAACAGGUUAGUUUAGUUUGAGCAUAGCAAAGCGGAGCGAGAAUAAGGCUAAACGGGGAUGGCAUGGAGGCCUAUAAGACGGCCGGAGCGACCAGCAUUUGCUGCUCUCUGUCGUUCGGCAUUCUAAUCACCGCUUCAAGCAGCGGCAGGGGUGUUAAGAGGUUUUCCUUGCUGUCUGGUUGGCCUGCACUUCCUGCCCACGAGCCUCUGCAGUGUAAGUGCCCUUGGCAGUCUGCAGGAGUCAGUUGCCCCAUCAGCCCUUGCUCCGCUCAGCUCAGCUUCUUACAGCGGAGGCCGUCUAGACCGACAGCUGACACACUGUAUGAAGUGGAAUAAUGACACGGCGGUAGUAUGUGUUGAGGACAGACGAGUGCGGCAAGGCCGCAGAAGGACACUGCUGAGAUCAGGGGGGGGGCAUUCUCCCAUGGCUGAGAGAGGUAGGGCACCGAUGUUGAGAUCUGGGCGGUCUGCUUGGUGCAUCGUUAUGGAGUCGGAAUGUGUUGGAGAAUGCAGUGCUCGUAUCUUCCAUCUACACUGUAGAAAUCUGCCCAAAAUCCGCCGAAGGCGGAGAAAAAUUUUUGGGUUUUGGUGCCACGCAUCUACGCAGUGUAGACGGUUUUGGCCGGUUUUGGCGCAAAAAUGGGGGAAGCGUAGACGUUUUGAGGGGCUUGGGGGCUUAAGUGUAGAUGCCGCGGUCAGGGUCAUCUACGCAUGUGUAGAUGCCGGGUGCCUGAGGGCAUCUACAAGAUACAAGCACUGGGAGAAUGUGAGCUGACUGGCCCCAGCCCGGGUGCACGAGGUGCCGCGAGGUGUAGCCGCUGAUUGCUGUCUGUUGAAGGUUAGCGUAAGCACCUGUGUGUCGGUGCAACUGCACGAUGCAACUCCCGCCUGUUGGUGCAGCUCCCGUCCAGUUUCAUGUCUUGGGACUGCACUACGUGCGGCGACCAACCGGCAUCCAACGGUCUUGCUCUGAUGAAGGGGGGGUCGGAUUGUCACAGGUUGUUGACGAGGAGCCUUUGUAACAUCGCGCGUGCUUGGCUGCCGUAAUAUAGUGUAGUUGGGGAAGAGGCAGACGGGGAACCAAGGCGAAGCAGAACGGCCACUCGCCAGCAGUGGCAGGCCCGGUCGGCCGGUCGGGAGUGCCGUCGUGUAAGUGCGUGCUCAG